ACUAAGAUGGUAAAUGCAAAACCAGAAGAAGUUCACGUUCAGUCAUCAUUGUCCAGGCUCAGAAGCUCAGAACACUGGAAAUUCCCUUUGCAGGAGUUGAAAAGAAGCCUAAGAAACAAAGUCAUCUCUCUAGACCAGAAAAGUAAAAAGGUUGUUCGUAGACGCUCUGCCACUUCCAAGGAAUCAACAGAAAGGCAACUCAGAGUUAUGUUGACGAAUGUCCUAUGGACGGAUUUAGGACGAAAAUUCACAAAGACCCUACCUAGAAAUGAUGCUAAUAUAUGUGAUGGCAGCAAGGUGCACUCAGACUCAUUGCCUUCGACAUCUGUUGACAACCUAGAGACAUGUCAGAAAUUAAAAUCUCUUCACCAAAGCCUUAAGUUAUCUGAAAGGAUACCCAGAGUUAUAUUGACGAAUGUCCUGGGAACGGAGUUAGGAAGAAAAUACAUAAAGACCCUACCUGUAACUGAGGCCAGUUUGGGUGAUACAGACAACUUGCAAUCAGAGCAACUUUCUUCACCUGAUGGCAACCUAGAAUCUUGUCAAAAUCUAAAUCCUCACAAGAGCUGUUUUUUAUCUGAAAGGGUUUCACAGUCAAGUAAGACAAUAAAUAAUAAAUCUGCAAAGCAGACGCCACACACUAAAGAAAAGCAAAGAGAUGAUGUUGAUACUUCCCUUGUAAUGUCUGAUACUCAACCUAAAGACUUUAACAGUGUAAGUGAGGGUUGUGACCAUCCUGAAGAGAGGAACAGAAACAAGGAUGAUACAACUUCUGAUCCAAAAAUAGAACCAACUCUCAUUUCCAGGAAGUCAAAGAAAAAACCUCGAAAUAAUGUAUCUGAUGCUAAUAAUUCUGCUUCUGCUCUGCAUGAAUCAAGAGGACAAACAAAAGAACAAGGAAAUGACUCUACAAUACCCACUGAGUGCGAAAAGUCAAGUGAAAACUAUCACGAGGACCCAAAAGUGCUUGAAGAAAUUACGCCAGUACCUAUAGAAAGUGAUUUAAUUAAACCAUCUAUACUUAGUAAUCAUGAUUCGGCUUUGAAUACAGACUCCAAAAGCACCUCUGAUUGUGCAUCUGUAGAAACAUUGGAGAGCCCUAUUUCCAGUGAAACUGUAAGGAAUUCUUCACAAAAUGAAAAGGAUGAGAAUGAGUUGAAUACAAUCGAAAAACCUCUUCUAAGUGAAGGGAACCAAUCCUUGAUUUUAGCUGAACCAAUUGUUGUUUCCAGUGAUGAAGAAGGACCUGUUGAACAUAAAAGUCCAGAAAUUCUUAAAUUACAACCUAAGCAAGACCAUGAAAUUGGUAAUGAAAAUGAGAAUACUUCUGUAACAGGAUUAUUAGCACUACCUUUGAUGACAUCUGAAUCUGUUCAGACAUCAUCUGAAUUAUGUCCGUAUAAUAAUCCUGCCAUGGAGAACAUUUCCAGUAGUGUGCCUACUAAUGAAGUGGAUCUACAACUGGAUUUUAUAUUUACAUCUGUAUAUAUUGGUAAAAUAAAAGGAGCAUCAAAAGGUUGUGUUUCAUUCACAACAAAGUAUGUUAAGAUUCCAUUUCAAGUGUCCCUCAAUGAAGUUUCUUUACUAGUGGAUACCACACAUUUAAAGAGGUUUGGAUUAUGGAAAAGUAAGGAUGAUGACCCCAGUAAAAGGAGUCACGCUAUCCUUUUUCUUUGGGUUUCAUCAAAUUAUCUUCAGGAGAUUCAGGCCCAGUUAGAAAAUUCUGUAUUAAGCCAGCAAUCAAAAUCCAGUGAGUUCAUUUUCCUUGAACUUCACAAUCCUAUUUCACAAAGAGAAGAAUUGAAAUUAAAAGAUAUUAUGACAGAAAUAAGUAUAACCAACAGAGAAGUAGAGCUUGCUUUUCCAUUGUCUUGGACUCAGGCAUUCCCUUUGUUUCAGAACCUCUCUUCAAAAGAAAGUUCCUUUAUUCAUUAUUACUGUGCUGCAGCUUGUUCUUUUCCUGCUUCUGCUACUGAAGAAAUGAAGAUGAAAGCAGUAUCACAGUCCUCAACUAUAGAUGCAGCUAAGCCUACUUACACCUUCCUGCAGAAGCAAAGUAGUGGUUGCUAUUCACUUUCUAUUACAUCUAAUCCAGAUGAAGAAUGGCGAGAAGUCAGGCACACCGGCCCUGUUCAGAAGUUGAUUGUAUAUCCUCCACCACCUACUAAAGGAGGAUUAGGAGUAACUAGUGAAGAUCUGGAAUGCUUAGAAGAGGGAGAGUUUCUUAAUGAUGUAAUCAUUGAUUUCUAUCUUAAGUAUCUUAUAUUGGAGAAGGCGUCAGAGGAACUUGUUGAACGAAGUCACAUAUUCAGUAGCUUUUUCUAUAAAUGCUUGACAAGAAAGGAAAAUAAUUUAACAGAAGAUAAUUCAAAUCUUUCAAUGGCCCAGAGAAGACAUAAGAGAGUAAGAACAUGGACUCGUCACAUAAACAUCUUUAAUAAGGAUUACAUCUUUGUGCCUGUAAAUGAAGCGUCUCACUGGUAUCUUGCAGUCAUUUGCUUUCCAUGGUUAGAAGAAGCUGUGUAUGAAGAUUUACCCCAAACUGAGUCCCAGCAACCCCAGGCUCAGCAAUCCCAACAGUACAACAAAACAAUAGAAAAUGAUCUGCAUUCUACUACAACACUACCUGUGAUUGCAGAAGAUUCCCAAAGUACAGAGAAGACUAUGUCAGUACCAAAGAAAAUUUGUAAAAGGCCCUGUAUUCUCAUACUUGACUCCUUGAAAGCUGCUUCUAUACAAAAUACAGUUCAGAAUUUACGAGAGUAUUUAGAGGUAGAAUGGGAAGUAAAACGAAAAACUCAUCGAGAAUUUAGCAAAACAAACAUGGUGGAUCUAUGCCCUAAAGUUCCUAAACAAGAUAAUAGCAGUGAUUGUGGAGUAUAUUUACUGCAAUAUGUGGAAAGCUUCUUCAAGGAUCCUAUUGUUAACUUUGAACUUCCAAUCCAUUUGGAGAAAUGGUUUCCUCGUCAGGUUAUCAAGACUAAACGGGAAGACAUUCGCGAGCUCAUAUUGAAACUUCAUGUACAGCAACAGAAGGGCAUCAGUAGCUAGUUAAUCCCUACACACAUGACACAGAUGUUCUAUAAGAUUACUGGAAAGCCGCUUACCAGCAUUUGCGCUAGCCAACUCACAAAGAAAAUAACUUGCAGUAGUUUUAUAAAUCAUUGAGCAUUAUUUAAAAUAUAUAAGAUUUAUUAUUAGAAUUGUUGGAAUCUCCUAGAAAGAGAAGGAAUUGAUGAUAAACUUACUAAAUGGGAAUUACAGUUUAAUAAAAUAUUUGAUAUUUUUCUGAGUGAAUAUGCUUGGAUUAUGCAAUAGCAUAUGUAAUGUGGCAGUGUUUUGUAGAUUAUAAAGCGAUAUGAUCUGUACUUCCACAUGACUGGGAGUUGAAGGGAGUUAGGUUCUUCCUGGUGCCAGCCCCAGUGCUUGUCAAAUUUGCUGACAAGUCACAUCAUAUUGUAAUCCUAUUCUUUGCAGCUCAAGCAUGCAGUAUGAAUACUGUGUAUUUUUUUUUAAAUGAAUUUAGUACCAAGGCGUCAGAAAAUGCCAUUUACGGCAUUCCUUCUGUAUAGUAGAAAAGGAGACGCUCAUAAUGUUAGGAAGAUUAAAAGAAAUUCUUUCAAAGCGCAGCUUAUAUUUCUCAGUUGCUAAGUCUAACUGUUACUUGGCCUAAUGUUAAAGAUUCACCCCCUCCCAAUUUCUUUUGGAAUCUUAGCUGGUAGGUUGAGAGUUUAAUUCAUUUAGGGUGAAAUUUG
Messenger RNA from Elephantulus edwardii (Cape elephant shrew), 3755 nucleotides. It is a transcript of the gene SENP7, whose product is annotated as SUMO1/sentrin specific peptidase 7. The transcript has 22 exons. The record is from RefSeq and is a predicted model, not a curated record. NCBI's taxonomy places the organism in Eukaryota, Metazoa, Chordata, Mammalia, Macroscelidea, Macroscelididae. The coding region runs from base 7 to 3051 and encodes 1014 amino acids. Gene Ontology annotation, biological process: protein desumoylation. Gene Ontology annotation, molecular function: SUMO-specific endopeptidase activity. Gene Ontology annotation, cellular component: cytoplasm; nucleus.